Molecule: messenger RNA, 809 nt
Organism: Neltuma alba
Lineage: Eukaryota; Viridiplantae; Streptophyta; Magnoliopsida; Fabales; Fabaceae
Product: 31 kDa ribonucleoprotein, chloroplastic
Exons: 3
Coding region: 1-501 (166 amino acids)
Biological process (GO): chloroplast rRNA processing
Cellular component (GO): chloroplast thylakoid membrane
Molecular function (GO): mRNA binding
Source: RefSeq, a predicted model, not a curated record
AUGCCUAUUGCUAAUCGCAUUUAUCACUGGCAAUUCAGUCAGAGAUCAGAAUUGUCUGGCAGGAUAAUAAGGGUAGAGCUUGCAAAGAGAUUCAAGAAACCUCCUCCUCCACGGCCUCCUAAAAGUCCCCCUGCCGGCGAAACAAGCCAUAAAAUUUAUGCGUCGAAUCUUGCCUGGAAAGCAAGAUCUAGCCAUCUCAGAGCAUUCUUUGCAGAGAAUUUCAAGUCACCGGUUUCAGCCAGGGUUGUCUUUGACAGCCCUAAUGGAAGAUCUGCUGGGUAUGGAUUUGUUUCUUUUUCUACAAGAGAUGAAGCAGAGGCUGCCAUUUCUACUCUAGAUGGGAAGGAAUUAAUGGGGCGACCACUUCGCCUAAAAUUCAGUGAAAGGACUGUCAAAGAAUCUGGGGAUGAGAAAGGGGAGGACCAAGGUUCUGAUGAUCAAGCGGCAGAACCAGAGAAAGUAGAAGAGCAAGGUUCUGAUGGUGAACCGGCAGAAUCAUAGGUUUCUUUUCUUUUUUUUUUCCUUCUCAAUUAUCUGAGACUUUGACCAUGCUCCGUGGACUGCGAUGUGGGAGCUGGAUUUUGACCUCAAAACCAAACACUUGUACACACGAUUACGAUAAUUUAAUUCUACAUCCAUUCUCAUCAUCUUUCACCAGACUCAUCAGUUUCUAGAGCUGGAAUCCAUGUAUAGUGAGACGAUUUAUUAUAACCAAUGUCCAGGAAACCUAGAUCUUGUACUUUUGGGAAGAUAUGUUCCUUGUGAUUAUGUUUGCUAUAUAACUAGUGCGGAAUCGAUUAUAAGACUGA